Venustampulla echinocandica is the source of this 1215-nucleotide messenger RNA. Its product is annotated as Paraoxonase 2. Bases 1 to 1215 code for a protein of 404 amino acids. The record is from RefSeq and is a predicted model, not a curated record. The transcript is spliced from 6 exons. Lineage: Eukaryota; Fungi; Ascomycota; Leotiomycetes; Helotiales; Pleuroascaceae. Gene Ontology annotation, molecular function: arylesterase activity.
AUGGCUCCUCCAGAGACCGCCGCAUCCCCCUUCCGCUUCGCUUUCCCUCUCCUCGCCGUCCUCACCGUCCUCGUCUCUCUCUUCUCUCGCCCCGCUGUGCAGCUGUAUGCUUUCCGCAACAAGGAUCGCGUCGCCAGCCUCACGAGAUAUGCGAACAACAGUUCUAUCAACAGCGAUCAUUGUGCCGUCAACUACGAUGCCAAUGCGUGCGAGGAUGUCGUUGUCCACUUUGCCUCUAGCACCGCCUUCAUAGCGUGCGGCAAUCCUGCCGAACGUGUGCACUGGUAUCCCCCGGCGUGUGCGCACAAUGCGGCCGCGAGGAGCGAGGAUUCCUUCCAGGAAGACCUGUUCAAGUAUGAUAUCAAAAAGAAGAGGACAACGAAGCUCCGAAUCGAGGGGUUGAGUGGUGACUUUAUCAACCAUGGCGUCGAUGUUUACGGCUUGCCUGAAGACCCGACCAAGGUCAAUAUCUUUGCUGUCAACCACGGCCGGGGCGGGGAUUCUAUAAUGAUCUUCUCGCACGUCCUUGGUUCGGACAGCGUACAGCUCGUAAGACAGGCCAGACAUCCAGGGAUUAAGACAGCAAACGGAGUUGCUGCAGUCGGCCCGUUCGGUUUCUUCAUAACGAACGACCACUAUUUUGCUGGUGGCAUCCUACGAAAGAUCGAGGACUUCUUUGGGCCUUGGCCUUGGGCUACAGACGUUCAGUACUGCGAUGCUAGUGGUGAUGCUACUGUUUGCCACCGUGUCUCAGAGCGGCACCCCGGAUUCAACGGCAUUGCGGUAUCGAAGGACAAGAAAACACUGUUUGUCGGCGACUCGAAGAUCGGAGUUCUGACCAUAUUCAACAUCACGGAAGAUAAGUCGCUAAUCAAGGCGAAUUCCAUUCCACUAGGUGGGGCAGCAGAUAAUAUCAAACUCCUCCCAAAUAACGGCGACAUAAUUAUUUCGAUCUUCCCAAUACUUGAAGACCUGCCCCUCUAUAAAGCCAAUGUACAUUCGCUGGGAAAGGACCUGCUCGUUCCCACUGCGGCAUUGCGUCUGCGCAAAAAAAAUGGAUAUACGCCCGAGCUGGUGUAUAAGGGCGACGGGUCAGGGAUCAGCUACAUGACGGUUGCAGCAAUUGAUCCGAACAACCGUGUGCUGAUUGCAGGAGGUGUGCUGCAGUAUGGCGGCUUCGCGGUGUGUAACUUGGAUGAGAAGACACUUGUGUGA